Molecule: messenger RNA, 6848 nt
Organism: Nilaparvata lugens (brown planthopper)
Lineage: Eukaryota; Metazoa; Arthropoda; Insecta; Hemiptera; Delphacidae
Gene: Pgant5
Product: polypeptide N-acetylgalactosaminyltransferase 5-like
Exons: 11
Coding region: 1007-2788 (593 amino acids)
Cellular component (GO): Golgi apparatus
Source: RefSeq, a predicted model, not a curated record
UGACGUUCACGUCACAAUUUUGUAUUUCGGGUUUUGGUUUUGUUUCCACUUCGCCAAUGAAGCAUAGGAGAGUUGUAUUAUAAAAUAAAAAUAAUAAAAUAUACUCGUAGCCGAAAAACUGGUUGUAGCUAGAUAGUUUUAUGAUGGCCAUCGUUACUAAAUUUAAACGUUUUUCAUUGUAAUAGCUUCUUGUUGAACUAUCAGUGCAGUGCUUACGUUGACCACAUAUGAUUAAUUGUUGACAUUAGGUAUUUUACCAAAAAUAACCGUGAAGCUCUUCAAAAAUAAUUCAUAGUAUUAACAAAAGAUAAAAAUGAAGAAUGGCAGACAUCUGUGAUACCAACUUUGUUAAGGAACUUCAACGCUAAAAAAACAUGGCAAUAACACAUGAGCCUUCCAAUUUUCCUUGGUGCAACUAUAAGUCCAUAAUGUGAUGACAAAACUUCCCGAAACUCUUUCAGUUCCUUUUUUAUUCAGCUGUUGACGACGAUAAAAAUACAGAUCAUCGCAUACAGUUCCGGUUCCUUUUUUAUGUAGGUAAUAAACGUUGACGACGGUUAGUUUCUAGUGUGUAGAACAAAUUUGACAACCAACCAUUGUAGUGUUCAAUCUUGGAAGUUAUUUGGGUUUUAAUGUUUUUUGACGUCAACGUUUACUCUAGUAUGAGGGUGUUUUCCACGCAGAUAAACUAAUUCUAUUUACAACAUAACUCUGACAAUUUAACGUUGUAGUCUUCGAUACUCUAGACCGUGAUUUGGGUGGAGGUUUCUGACAACGUUUUCUCUAGUAUGAGGGUGAUUUCCAUGCUGAUAACCUAAUUCAAUUCACAGCACUCUGACGACAUUGUAGUUUGGUAUCGCACACUGGACGUGAUUUGGGUUUGGCGGGUUUUUGACUACGUUUUCUCUAGUAUGAGGGUGUUUUCUACGCCGAUCGUUUAACCUAACCUAACAAACAGGAAGUGUGGUGAUUUUUAUAUGUGUGAGGUGUUAGAGUGUGAGUGACAAUGUUCAGAACUAAGGUGCGUAUGCACACGUUCAAAGUGAUCCUGCUGACGUCACUGGUGUGGUUUCUGAUUGACGUCAUUGUGCUGACGUUCUACACGGACUGCAUGGGCCGCGGAUGCGGGAAGGCGGGUGACGAGGCGGCGGUUGAUAGUGAAGCUGCGACGGAGUUCCCGCAAGCGGCAGCGGGACUGGAGGCGGGGAAACGCCUCUACCAGAGCUGGGAGCUGCGGCGCUGGAACCCCGUGCCUCCAGUGAGGGAGCAGUUCGGCAAGCCUGGAGAAAUGGGCAAGGCGGUGUCCAUUCCGGCCGACCAGCACGAUCUCAUGAAGGAGAAGUUUAAACUCAAUCAGUUCAACCUGUUGGCCAGCGACAUGAUUUCGUUGAACAGGUCGUUGACCGAUGUUCGCCAGGAGGGAUGCAAGGACAAGGUGUACCCUGGUAAGCUGCCGACCACGUCCAUAGUGAUAGUGUUCCACAACGAGGCCUGGUCGACUCUGCUGCGCACCGUCUGGAGUGUCAUCAACCGAUCGCCCCGCCCCCUCCUCAAGGAGGUCAUCCUUGUCGACGAUGCCAGCGACAGAGAACACCUUGGCAAGCGGCUGGAGCGGGAGACAGCGCUGCUGCCGGUGCCGGUGCGGGUGUUCCGGACUGAACGGCGGUCCGGGCUGAUUAGGGCGCGCCUGCUGGGUGCCAAACACGUGAAGGGGCAGGUCAUCACAUUCCUCGAUGCGCACUGCGAGUGCGCAGAAGGCUGGCUCGAACCGCUGCUCGCCAGGAUUGUCGAGGAUCGGAAAACAGUGGUGUGUCCUGUCAUCGAUGUGAUAUCGGACGAAACGUUCGAGUACAUCACAGCUUCGGACAUGACUUGGGGCGGUUUCAACUGGAAACUCAACUUCAGAUGGUACCGAGUGCCUCAGCGGGAAAUGGACCGUCGAGGAGGGGAUCGUACCGCCCCCCUGCGCACCCCCACAAUGGCGGGUGGCCUGUUCUCCAUUGACAAGGAGUACUUCUACGAGUUGGGCUCCUAUGACGAGGGCAUGGACAUCUGGGGAGGCGAGAAUCUUGAAAUGUCGUUUCGGAUCUGGAUGUGCGGCGGCUCACUGGAGAUAUCCACGUGUUCGCACGUGGGCCACGUGUUCCGCAAGUCGACGCCCUACACGUUCCCAGGCGGCACGUCGCGAGUCGUCAACCACAACAACGCGCGCCUCGCCGAGGUCUGGCUCGACGAAUGGAAGCACUUCUACUACGCCAUCAAUCCAGGUGCAGCCAGUGUGGCAGUGGGCGAUAUAAGCAAGCGCAAAGAACUGCGUCAAAGACUGAAAUGCAAAUCGUUCCGUUGGUAUCUGGAGAAUGUCUAUCCGGAGUCACAGAUGCCUUUAGAUUACUACUUUUUAGGCGAGGUAAAGAAUGCAGAAACGAAGAACUGCUUGGAUACCCUGGGUAGGAAGAGCGGGGAGCAGGUGGGCAUGAGUUAUUGCCACGGUUUGGGCGGAAAUCAGGUGUUUGCGUACACAAAGCGACAGCAGAUAAUGUCUGACGACAACUGUUUGGAUGCAGCUAGCCCGGAUGGACCCAUCAAGCUGGUGCGAUGUCACGGCAUGCAGGGCAACCAGAACUGGGUCUACAACGAAAAGGACCAGACAAUAAGGCACGUUAACACCGACCAGUGUCUACAGAAGCCGGACGUCAAGGACCCCUCCACACCACUGCUGCGACGGUGCGACCAGAGUCUCGGCCAGGAGUGGGUCAUGAAGAGCAAGUUCAAGUGGCAGGCUAGUUGAAAUUACCCACAAAUCUUGUCUAGUUUCGAAAAUUAUUGGCUAUAUCAGCUGUUGCUUUGAUUUGAAGAAGACUGUCGAGUAUCGAAGAUGAUAUCGAGUAUCGAAUUCGGUAUCGAGUAUAGAAGUUGGUCAACGACUAUCGAAGUGGAAUCGAUAGUAUCGAAUUCGGUAUCGAUUAUUGAAGUGGAAUCGAGAGUAUCGAAGAUUUUUUGUUUAAAUCGAUGCACUUUAUACAUUCUAGUUUUAAAAUGAAUUAAUUGACGAGUUAUACGAUUCCUUUUGAUCAUAGAGAGAUUCCGAACAAAAAUAUUGCAUUUUUAUAUUAUAUGUUUGACAUUUUUUACGAUGAUAAUUAUUAUUUUGAGAAUUUGACCUGUUUUCUUAUCACUGACGACAUUGUCAGAGUAAACUUUUGUUUCUAAAACAAUAAAACAUAUGAAAGAUGGAUUUCUGAAAUCCGAUUUUUUGUGUAUUUGACACGGCCAGUAAAAACUGAUUGUUUUCUAUUGGAGUUUUAGAAUUUCAAAUAAAUUAAUGAAUUUGUUAUGAUUAAUGUAUUUUAUUUUUGUUAUAGUUUUUUUAUUGAAUGACUGACUGUGUACUUUGAGUACAUUUCUUAGUUUCAUCAACGUAUUCGAACAAAUAAAAUAAAUGAAUUGAAUGGUUUCUAGAGAAGAAGUCCCACAGAAACAUAGAAUUAUCAUAUUGAAAAAUGUUUUCACCCAUUGUGGACUCUUGGCGUGAUUAUGUUAAUGAUAUUUCAUAAAAUAUUGAUUCCAGCUGCCAAUGGGUUUUAAUAAUUUUAAUUACAUUGCUCUUAGGAUCAGCAUAUUAUAUACCGGGUGAUUCAAGAAGGACUUUACAACUUUGAAAAUGCAUAUAAAUCUUAUUAAACAAGGUACAGUGCUGGUUUUGGUUUUGUUUUAAAGGAAAACACUUCAAGUUUUUUUUAACUUAAACUAAAAAUGUUCUAUGUGACUUCCGUUGGUUAUCCUGCAGACAUCCCAUCGAUAGUCGAUUUCUUCGCAGACUCGCACUAGCAUUUCAGGUGUAACUUGCUCAACAGCAGCGCAAAUCCUUGCUCUAAGUUUAGGUAGAGUGACUGGCAAAGGAGGUAUGUACACCAUAUCUUUUAUGAAACCCCACAAGAAAAAAUCCAGCGGUGUUAGGUCUGGGGGAACGAGGGGGCCAUGCAAUUGGCGCAUUACGGCCAAUCCACUGAUUUGGAAAGCGGUCAUUAAGAAAAUCCCGUUCGAUCCCUGAGGAUUUAGUAUGUUUUACUGAACACCCUGUUUCUACAAAACAUUAUGCCACUCAUAAAUUGUAGGCCUACUAGGAGGAUAUUCAGUGUACUUGGUACGAAAAUUACGUUGAACUGUUGUCGCAGACUUGGAUUCUUCAAACCAAAACACACAGCUAGCACGCUCGGGUCCAGUGAAGCCAGUGAUCUUUGACGUAACUGCCACUAGCGCUUGUGCGGCGCGACCAGGCACUAGCGGACUACGCGAGUCAAAACUUGUAGUGUUUUCCUUUAAAACAACACCAAAACCAGCUCUGUGACUUGUUUGAUAAGAUUCAUAUGAUUUUUCAAAGUUGUAAAGUCCUUCUUGAAUCACCCGGUAUAUUAAGAGAGUUUGAAAAUUUCACCUCUGUUGGUUAAACCUCUUAGGCAGAUUUUCAUCAAGAAUCAAUGAACAGCAAAUCUAAUUUGAUUUCUUUGGUCAACUUUUCAAAUGAAUAAAAAAUAAAGUUUAUAACUGGCAAAUUAUAUCAAUUUCUUGAACUAUUUGCAAAAUGUUCUUCAAAUACUUGCAGCUAUCCAAUAAUGUGCCAUUUACUGUACCAGCUUUGUGAAGAAACGUUUCUAUUAUUUUCUUGACAAACGAUUCACAGUUUUUUAGCAACUCUGUCUCGUAUCGUUAGGAAAAUACUAAAUAAAAAUUUGCUAGCUAACCAUUGCUGGCUGAAUCGUAUGGUGCGUAUAUUCUUAGGGGUUAUUUUGGGCUUAUGUUAUGGGAAUAUAGACUUUGAGUCGACUAUAGCAAUGGUUAGUUUCACACCUUGACUUAUACUGAGUGAUUAAAGGUCAUGAAUCUUAUUAGAAUAUACAUAUAAAUGAUAUACUGUAUGCAUAUAAAUGCGUUUAAAGUAAGAGUUGGAAUAUAUUCAUCAGAAUAUGCUCCUCUUGAGUAUCUAUAUAUUUUUUCCAACAAGAUAAAGUUUAAAAUCUUGAUUUGUUUCCUGUCUGAAGCUCUUCUACAAGUCAAAGCAAAAUCUAUGAUUAAAAAAAAUAUAUAUCAAACAAUCAUUCUUGGGUGCCUUUAGAAUAUUAAUAUAAUAAGUGGGGGCUGGUCUCUUCCCCAACAAAAAAUGGUGUUAUUCCAUACUAGACAAUAACUAUAAAAUUUCAAAUUUGAAAGUAAUGGUUAGAGUAUUUGAAUCUACUGUAGUACAGUUUAAUUAUAUUAUAAUUCUUGACAUAUCUUUGACUAAUUGUGUAAUUGUUGUGUACAGUGAUAAUUGAUUAUUGUAAUGCACAUUACGGAAGUAUUUCGUAUUUACUGCUGAUAAAUUAUUAGAAUAAGAGUGGAAUGGAAUGAAGCAGCUAAGUAUUCAAUUAAAUUCUAUAUCAUAAAUGUAUUAUUCUAUAGUCUGAAUAAUUAUAAAUUCUAUUUGUUAUGAUAUGUAGUAUUCUAUAUUUUUGAGGAAUGGAAAUUCUACACAGCUAUUCUGUAUAGAAUUGCAUACUAAAUUAUAGAAUACAAACAAUGCUUCACAUCUAUUGAAAUAUAGAGAAUAUAGUUUUGUUUUUACACAAUAUUAUUAACUUCCUCUACAUUUAUUCUGCCGAUUUUCAGAAUCUUGCUACAUUCAUGCUCUUGUUUCAUUAAUUGCUAUCAGUAUCCAAACACAAAAAAAAUUAUUUACUUAUUUUUAAAUAAAAAAUCAAUCUCUUAAUUGUCAUCUUGGAGACCUCAAUUUAAUUUUCAAUUUUAGAAAAUUAAAAUUAUAAACAUCCCACUAGAUAUACUGCUAAUCCAGAUUUCUACACCUGCACCAGUUUAUUUAAUUCAAGUCUCUAAGAAAUUUACUAAUUGGAAAGUUUUGUCUAUAAAUCUCUAAGAAUCUGAAUAAUUCAACUUUAGAGAGUGUAAUUAAUUUCCAAUAGAACAAAAAUGUGAUGUAUCUUCAUAUUAUAAGUAAAGGUAAUAUCAGAUUUUGAUAAACCUAACAAAUAUAAAAAUGGGGAUAUAAUAUUGUAAAUUUAAUGCUCCUGUGACUCUAGAGCUAAUUGUAAAGUGAAGAAAGGUAUGAAAUAUCUUCUACCUGAAAUCUCAUCCUGAUUCAAACCAAAAUUAAUGUAUUAAAGCAAUAUAACACCAGUUUCUAAUCUAUCAAUCUAUUGAAAUUUAUUUGUAGGUCUGGCAAAAUUUAUUUUCACAUGAGAGAAUAUUUCAAAUACUCACCCUCAUGUUUUGAAAUCUUUGCAUAAUUUUGUAAACCCUGUUAUUCAAACUAUAUUAUCUUUAGUUUAAAAAAUGUGAAGCUAGUUGUAUUAAUAAACAUGAUAGAGAUUUUAUGAAGAGUCCACUGAUUUAGGAGUAUUUCCACCAUUCUUAGUGCAAUACUUAUGAGAUGACUAAAUAAUUUUUAAAAUUAUUGAAGGAAAAUGAACGAAAACAACUCCAAUUAGGCUAAGAAUUUGUAUAAUGUGAGACAUGUAAUAUUAUUUAUUGUUUUUUCACGAUAAAUACAGUUUUAUUCUAUCUCAUCCGUUUCCGAUGCCCUGUAAAAUAGUGUAUUGAACGAAUAGAUAUCCAUGCUUGCCUAUCCAAUAUCAUAAAAUAUAUUUGAUGAACUAAUCAUUUUCAACAUGAUGCAUAACAUUAUUCAGUAGAAUAUUAAGAAAGUAUUUCAAUGAAUUUGAUAGAAUGUUAGGAUGUAAAAUAGUUUUGCCAUUUUUAAACUUUGAUUGAUUUAAUUUUUCAUUCAUGGAUAAGUCGUCUACUAUUGUGAGACUCCAAACUGACAGCAUUUCUAAUAAAUAACAUUAAUGCUG